GCAUGCACUGUGGAUGCCUCAAACACGAACACACACACACACACAGCGCACAGGCUUCGGAAUCUCUUACGCCGAGGAAAGAUCUCAAGUCUUCAGAAAUGAGGGGUUUUCUAGGUCUGCUGGUGUCCGCUAUGUGCCUGUGUCUGCUGGGCCAGGCUUUUGCAGAAGAGAGCCUGGGAAGCAGAUACAUUCUGGAUGCAGUAGAGGAGGCCAAGAGGCUGGUUGAUGAGGCCUACAAAUAUUCCAGAGAAACGAGCCUGGACAGGGUGCGGAGGAACACGGUGAGCGCGGCUAACAGGCUGCGGCUGAUGAAGCAGCCGUUCGGCGAGACCAGGUCGGCGGUGCGCGCGGCGGACUACAUGGAGAACGCGCUGAGGCUCAUCCAGGAGAACGUGCACGCUCACGGACGCUACAGGCGCUCCCUCAACGCCACGGAUCUUCUGACUACAGACGAGCUGAACACUCUAGCCCGCCUGACCGGCUGCUCUGCGAGGGUCCAGCCCCCCUCCUGCCGCACCACCGCACAGAUCAACAAGUACAGGACGGCCACCAACGUCUGCAACAACCGAAAAAACCCUCGCCUGGGAGCCUCCAACACCCCGCUCGCCCGCUGGCUGCCCCCACGGUACCAGGAUGGCGUCUCCCUGCCCAUUGCGUGGGACAGAGAGCUGGAAGUCAACGGAAGAGUUCUCCCGCUGGUAAGGGAAGUGUCUAACCGCAUCCUGAAAACGGCCAAUGAGGAUGUAGUGAGCGACAACAUGUACACCCACUUGGUGACCAUCUUCGGCCAGUGGACGGACCACGACCUGACCCUGACGCCCACGUCCCCCAGCAUCCGCUCCUUCAGCAACGGCAUCAACUGCGAGGAGUCCUGCGACCGCGCCGAGCCCUGCUUCCCCAUCAAGAUCCCGGACACGGACCCGCGCCACAGCCAGGCCGCCUGCAUGCCCUUCCACCGCUCGGCCCCCGGCUGCGGGACGGGCAGCACGGGCUUCGUCUUCGGCGCGGGCAACGUGCGGCAGCAGAUGAACACGCUGACGGCCUACCUGGACGCGGGGCAGGUGUACGGCUCCACCGACGCGCAGGCCCUGAGCCUGCGGGACCUGACCAACGACGGCGGCCUGCUGCGCGUCAACGAGCGCUACAGGGACGCCGACGGGCGCGAGCACCUGCCCUUCGGCACCAUGCCCGCCAACAUGUGCGCCACGCGCAACGCCAUCCUCAACACCACCGGCCUGGAGGAGGUGCCCUGCUUCGUGGCAGGUGAUGGCCGUGUGAUUGAGAACAUCGCCCUGGGGUCCGUCCACACGCUGUUCCUGCGCGAACACAACCGCCUGGCGCGCGCCCUGCUGCAGCUCAACCCGCACUGGAGCAGCGAGACCCUGUACCAGGAGGCCCGCAAAAUCAUGGGCGCUUACUUCCAGGUGAUCACAUUCCGGGACUACCUGUUCUACAUCGUGGGGCCGGACUACAUGGCGCGAUACCUGCCCGCUUACCCCGGCUACGACGAGAACGUGGACCCCAGCAUCGCCAACGUCUUCGCCACCGCCGCCUUCCGAUUCGCCCACAUGGCCAUCCAGCCCUUCAUCUUCAGGCUCGACGAGAACUACAGCGAAAACCCAGCGCACCCCAGUGUGCUGCUGCACAAGGCCUUCUUCACCCCCUGGCGGCUCCUUUUUGAAGGUGGUGUGGACCCCUUGCUCCGGGGCCUGGUGGGCCAGAGGGCCAAGCUCAACGUGCAGGACAAGCUGAUGCACGAGGAACUGAGGAACAAGCUCUUCCAAUUUAGCAGCAAACUGGCCCUAGACCUGGCCUCUUUGAACAUGCAGCGGGGCCGGGACCAUGGUCUGCCAGGGUACAACGCAUGGCGCGGGUUCUGUGGCCUGUCCCGGCCGCAGAACGAGGAAGAGCUGGCGCAGGUGAUGAACAACACGGUCAUGGCCCGCAAGCUGAUCGAGCUGUACGGGACGCCCGAAAACAUCGACGUGUGGAUGGGGGGCGUCGCAGAGCCCUUCGUGCACGGAGGCCGCGUGGGACCCCUCUUCGCCUGCAUCAUCGCCACCCAGUUCCAGAAGAUCCGCCAGGGAGACAGGCUGUGGUGGCAGAAGGAGGGCGUGUUCACCAGCCAGCAGCGCGCCUCCCUCACCCGCACGUCCCUCGCCCGCAUCAUCUGCGACAACAGCGGCGUCACCGAGGUCCCCAUCAACCCCUUCCUGUACCGGCCUCGCGGGGCCGGCUACGCGCGCUGCGAGGACAUCCCGGCGUUCGACCUGACCCCCUGGCAGGAGAACCAGGCACCACCACCUACGCCAGCCCCUGGACCGAGAGGACCACCUGGACCACCAGGUCCACAAGGGCCAGCUGGACCUGCGGGCCCCCCCGGCCCCCCCGGCCCCCCCAGCAACAGCACCAGCAGCCAUUCGGCCUUCGCAGUGCGGCUGGGGUACAACAGCCCCAGCCCCAACCAGAAGAUCGUCUUCCGCGAAUCCAUCUACAACGAGCAGGGCCACUACAGCACCAAGACGGGCGUCUUCACCUGCGUGGUGCCCGGCCUCUACAUGUUCGACUUCCACGUCACGCUGCAUGAGAACGCGGGCAGCGUCGACCUGCGCCGCAACGGGGCGCUCGUGUUCCACUCCUCCACCUCGCGGACCGACGGCUACAUCACCGCGUCCGGCGGCACCAUGAUCCCCCUGCGCAAGGGCGACAAGGUGUGGCUGCAGGCCAACCUCGGGGGCAACGGGCUCACCGCCGACAGCUACUUCCUCGGGCACCUGCUCUACUAGGGGCCAGGCCACCUGAGCACCUGAGCACCUGACCGGGAGGACGAGCCCACCACCACCUCCCUACCCCACCCAGCCCGACCACCUGACCAGGAGGCUGACCCCACCACCCCC
This is a messenger RNA of Anguilla anguilla (European eel), 2897 nucleotides long. RefSeq names its product eosinophil peroxidase-like. The coding region runs from base 3 to 2786 and encodes 927 amino acids. Gene Ontology annotation, molecular function: protein binding; peroxidase activity; heme binding. Gene Ontology annotation, biological process: response to oxidative stress. The record is from RefSeq and is a predicted model, not a curated record. Lineage: Eukaryota; Metazoa; Chordata; Actinopteri; Anguilliformes; Anguillidae. The transcript has 15 exons.